Geosmithia morbida is the source of this 1011-nucleotide messenger RNA. RefSeq names its product protein KTI12. Bases 1 to 1011 code for a protein of 336 amino acids. The record is from RefSeq and is a predicted model, not a curated record. NCBI's taxonomy places the organism in Eukaryota, Fungi, Ascomycota, Sordariomycetes, Hypocreales, Bionectriaceae. The transcript is spliced from 2 exons.
AUGCCGUUGAUCAUCGUCUCUGGUCUGCCAACGUCUGGCAAGACGACACGCGCCAAACAGCUCAAUGAGUACCUGACGAAGCGGACGGCCGACACGAAAUAUCGCACCCACUACAUAUCCGACGACACGCUGUCCAUCUCACGGACGGUGUACGACCUGUCGCCCGACAAGGUGCGUGCCCAUACGCGGUCGGCCAACGCCUCGGAGAAGGAUGCGCGGGCGGCCAUCUACGGCGCGGUGAAGCGCGUCCUGUCAGACAAGGACAUCGUCAUCCUAGACGGGCUAAACUACAUCAAGGGGUGGCGGUACCAGCUCCACUGCGAGGCCAAAGCCCUCCGGACGCCGAGCUGUAUCCUCCAGAUCGGGUCCACGCGGCAGCAGGCCGAGGAGGUCAACCUUGAGAGACUACGGAGGAAGGGGGAGGGGCAGGUUACCGAGAAUAGCAGCAGCAGCAAUGACGAUGCUGCUGCUGCUGAAGAACCGUACGAGCCGGAAAACUGGGACAACCUGGUCUUCAGGUACGAGGAGCCCAACCCGAUGACCAGGUGGGACAGUCCCCUCUUUGCCCUGGUAUGGGACGACGGCGAGGAACAGACGCACCGCGUCUUCGACAGCCUGUGGGAUGCUAUCGCCGGGGAGGGCCGCAAGGCCGUGCGCCCGAACCAGUCCACCAUCCAGAGGGGCCGCGACGCCGGAGGAGACUACCUGUACAUACUCGACCGCGAGACCCAGGCCAUCGUCAAGCGCAUUCUCGAGUACCAGCAGGAAGGCGGCGGCGACGGCGGCGGCCAGGUGACCAUCGCGCUGGACGCUGAUGGAAAGGACGACCUCGUCGUCGACCUGCCCGUAGGCAAGACGGUCGGACUCCCGCAGCUGCAGCGUCUACGGAGGGCCUUUGUCGGGCUCAACCGUGGGGGUAUCGGGUUGGAGGCCGUCGGGAACAUGGCGGCUGAUAGGCUACGGGAGGCGUUUGUGCGGUAUCUCAACGACACGUUUGAACAGGAUGAAUAG